ACGGAGAUGCGCGAGACCGUUGUACGCGGCUACAAAAGUACCGGCUUUUGGGCUGCUUGUGAUUUAAUAAUUAUUUAACUCUUUGCGGGAUAACAUAUACGCCUUACCGGACACUAGCGAACAAGAGCCCGAUAAAUGCCACACAAAAUCAACGUGGGCCUCGUGGCGCUGGCCGCUCUGGCGGCGGCCGUGCUGGCCGACCCGACGGUCGAUCGGCGCGCCAGCAUGGGGUUCAUGGGCAUGCGGGGCAAAAAAGACCGGGACCAGGGCGGCGGCGGAGGCGGCGGCGGCGGCAGGGCCGACGAGACUUCCGCCGCGGUCGACCUGGACAAGCGGGCCAUGGUGUUCCGGCGCCCGAUGUUCGACGGCGGCAGCGGGGCCGCGGUGUACGGCGCCGGUCCGGCGGAGGGCUUCAAGCGGGCCAGCAUGGGGUUCAUGGGCAUGCGCGGCAAGAAGGACUACUACAGCAACAACAAGGGUUCCGCGGCCGGGUUCUUCGGUAUGCGCGGCAAGAAGGUUCCGUCCGCGGACGCGUUCUACGGCGUCCGCGGCAAGAAGUGGCUGGACCACGAGGACGCCGUCGACGAGGACGGCCAACUGUCCCCGAUGUACAUCCUGUACAGGAUCAUCGACGAACUGAAGUCGGAACUCUCGGACCGGGAGCGAAAUUUGGUGGCAGCUAAAUUCGACGAAGAAAGAGAAAUGCGUUGAAUUCGAUUUUAUUUUUGUUUUUGAUAAUAAUAAUAAUACCGUAGCACGAAAUUAAUAUCUACUAUAAAAUAUGAGUUUUAUUGAUAUUUAAAUUUGUUUAAGAUGACUAAUUUAGUAGUUAAUAUCUCUAAAAACAUUCUAUUAAUUGUAUAAAGGAACUACAUAAUA
Rhopalosiphum maidis (corn leaf aphid) is the source of this 879-nucleotide messenger RNA. RefSeq names its product tachykinins-like. The record is from RefSeq and is a predicted model, not a curated record. Bases 136 to 711 code for a protein of 191 amino acids. Lineage: Eukaryota; Metazoa; Arthropoda; Insecta; Hemiptera; Aphididae. The transcript has 3 exons.